AUGGGUUUUUCAAUAGUGGUUUCUCAUGUUUUGAUGAGGAUUGAUACUGGAAAGUUUCCAUCUUUAACUGGAAAAGAAAAGUUUAGUCUUAUUAGCGAUAUGAGUUCAAAGUUUAAUAAGCCUAGCAAAACAAGAAUUUCACAGUGCAAGAGUGAAAUGGUUGACUUUGAUGAGAGAAGAAGCCUAGAUGAGAAUUUGCGAAACAAAGUCAUAAGUUCUGUUAGUCUUUGGUGGUCCCUUUCUUUGAGAACCAGUAAUCAUGGAAUACUUCUGCUGGCCACAUUAAGCUUAUCUGAAGAUGUUCCAUUUCUAGCUGCUAUAGAAGUUCACAUGGUUUUGCAAUUGCAAUGUGUGUCCAGGCUUGGAAGGGGAGUUGUUUAUUUGGGUUCUUCAAGAAUGGGACCUGGUCAUUCGCAUUAUUUGCAAGCACUAGAAUUGGGUAGAGAGGUUGCAAAUCUUUUGGACUGUACAUCAUGGACUGGGGCUGGUCCAGGCCUAAUGGAUGCUGCUACUAAAGGUGCACUUGAAGCAGGAAAACCUGUUGGUGGAUUUAAGAUAGCUAAAGAAGCUGGUGAAUGGACAGCUUCAAAUUUUCAUUCUUACCUACCGUCAGAAACUUAUCUGACAUGCAGGUUUUUCUCUGCAAGAAAGCAUGGUUUGGUGGAUGCUGCUGUUAGGAGUACUAGUUCUGAUAGGACUGCUGUAGUUGCUCUUCCUGGUGGAAUUGGUACUUUAGAUGAGAUGUUCGAGAUCUUAACACUGAUUCAACUACAAAGAAUUGGAUCAGAGUUUCCAGUUCCCUUCCUUGUAAUGAACUAUGACUCAUACUACCAGAAGCUCUUAGACUUUCUUGGUGAUUGUGAGGAUUGGGGUACUGUCUCUAAAGGAGAGGUUGGAUCCCUGUGGAAAAUUUGCGAGAACAACUCAGAAGCUCUGGCAUACUUGACAGAUUUCUAUGCCCUCCCUUCUAGUGGUGAAGAGAGACAUGAAGUACGGUUACAGGCAAAGACUGAAUAA
Dovyalis caffra is the source of this 1017-nucleotide messenger RNA. The record is from the annotation of a GenBank genome assembly. NCBI's taxonomy places the organism in Eukaryota, Viridiplantae, Streptophyta, Magnoliopsida, Malpighiales, Salicaceae.